Molecule: messenger RNA, 6051 nt
Organism: Eimeria necatrix
Lineage: Eukaryota; Apicomplexa; Conoidasida; Eucoccidiorida; Eimeriidae
Exons: 29
Coding region: 1-6051 (2016 amino acids)
Source: RefSeq, a predicted model, not a curated record
AUGGACAGCUACGCUCACAAGCUGCCGAACCUACUAGAGUGGUCAAACAGGGACGUCGAUUACAGAGCCUUGGUCGCCACUGACUGGAGACCACUCAUCGGCGCGCUAAGCAACUGGGAGGCUAAAGUCCAUAGGGAGCCCUCGCCUGAAGGCAAUACUGGACCGCGUGAACCUACCAAAAUCUUUCAUGACAUGGGAAUUGAUCAAUCAGUGCUUCGCUCAGUUAGAAAACAGCGUCUGUGCAAUAAGCUGGUCUUGUCCGUCUCUGAUGAGGCUGUUCCCCUGGAAAUAGAGCUUCGUCACCCUGCCGAUAAGAAGACUACGGCGAUUCUACAAACGUUUCCGAAGACCCUACGGCCGGCGCGUUCAGCCUUCGGAUAUGCAGGGCAGCAGCAUUUUCUAUCUUCGGAAGAGACAGGCCUUUUUGCAAGACUCCGGAAAGGCGCAGUAAGAAGGGCAAAGAAAUCCCAUGGUCCGAAGAUAUCUAUGACGGUUAAGCCAGUUGGGGAAGACCCGAAUUUUUUGACCAUAAUUUUCAAGGCCAAAGGCAGGAUGGUGCAUGUGGUAGGAAGGCCACUGCACAUGUUGCACCGCAUUGACCCAAUACAGUGCGAGGCUACGAGGCAAAUGAAGUCGUAUUUGAACUACUUCCAGGAGCAGGGAAGCGUUACGUAUCGUGAACGGACUCCGUGGGAAGGAUUGCCAGCAAAUAGAGUGCAAAUCUCAUAUUCAAGUGACGAAGUAAGCUCUCAGAAUCUUACAGCGCUAUCUCAUAUACUACAAUUUUUAUUUUCAAAGGACAUUGUGGAGCAGAUCAUCGAGCGUUUUAGUCAAGGCCUAAGCUUCCAACUAACUACCGCAGGAGGCAUGCAAGGAACAAUUAACUAUCUCCGAGAAUGGCACCUCACUAAGAAACUGCUGCACUCUGCGUACCCAGAGGCAAGAAAGUUGCGAAUAGAGCAAGAUACUUCAGAAUGGCACAACCUUGAUCGGAGGCAUCUACAAAACAUGCUGAGACAAAGUGGCGUUGAUGGAAAGCCCUUCAAGGAAUCGUGGACAGUCAUUCUGAAUUGCAGCGAGUCUGUGGAAAAUAUAAGGUGGGAGGUGCUAGAUCUUGAUGUUGCUGAUCAAGCGCAGAUGGUAGUUAAACAGUAUGCACCCGACUUCGGUGAUAUGGCAACGAUGGCGUCAGCGGUUGAAGCGGAACUCAACUUGGCUGCUAGCAUAGACCAUGUUUUAAAGAGGAUGCAGGAGACGUUUUUUGAUUAUGCACACAAAAGAACCUUAUACAUUGAGAGCCCAGGUGCCUUUCUUCAGUUUUUGAUCGAAUCGGAUUCACGUAAGCUCGCUCGCGAGUUCGAGAACUGGUUACUGGAGAGGCUUCAGGGCAGCACAAGGAACAAAAGAUGUAGACGUGGUUCAUUUUACGGGAAGGCGUAUGCACAAUACACUGCCCUCGUAGACUACUAUGAGAAGUUGGACCUCAUGGCUCAGGUUCCUGAUCUAGACGAAGUCAAGCGCUUCCUGCUUACAGCAAGCUUACCCAGAGGCCACUUAGUGCGCAUACCUCAUGAAGAGGAUCCCACACAUGGCGGGAUAUACAGAGUGGUUGAGCGUCUAGACCGCUGCACGUUCUUGCUUGAAAAUGCCGACCGGCUACAGGUUGCCACUGAUGCCAGUCUCCAUGUGGUUCGAAGAUUUGAGGACGGAGAUCGAAUUUCGCACCAGCAUACGCAGCGCCGACACUUUAAAUAUGUGGGAAAGGAUGCAACAACAGGCGUAUGCACAAUCAAAGACAAACAAUCGUACCAGUUUAAAGUGCGACAGGAAGAAACUACGUCAAUAAGGGUGGGCAAGUUCUCAGAACAAACCAGCAAACUCAGAAAUGGCAACUGGAUGCUGUCCGAUGCGCGCUCGGCGUAUAAUACCCUUCUUGAGUUGGAUAAUAACUUCAUGGCGGAGUUCGAAGUGGGACAAAGCAUUGUACAAGACUGCUACACAGGCCGCGCCUGCAUUAUCAGGGACGAUCGUGACUUUCCUGUAAUGGUUGAGUAUGCCAUGCCGGGUACCAUCAUCUCAAACACGCAAUUUGGUGCUCCCAAAGCCCGUGGAACUACGACAGUGGACCCGGCGCACAUGGUAGUUCUCCAGCAAACAGAACAAAUAGUUUCCAAAACAGCACAUGCAGCGUACUUGCUUCGCAGGGAAAGGGAAGAGUCAGCGGUUCUUGGACUUAAACAGCAUUUCAAAAGCAAAAUUUGCGGCAAGCAUUGCGCUGCCUGGUGGCUUAAGGCGAAUGAACUGAAGUCCAUGGUGAAGCAGUUUUCUGAAACCGGGCAGCCUGCCAUGACCCCUCAACUUGAGCAAAGCGCCCUAGCGAAGGCAUUGUCCACAACAACGCUAGUGGACUACUGGAUGCACCGCAUCUGCAUGUUCGAGCAGACUUUUCGAAAACUGUUUGCACGUCUACGUCUUCCGGAAGAACAGGAUGGUUCAAUUCCUUGUUCAAAAGUGUCUGCGAUCAUUAUUUUAGCAGUAGCAAUGAGUGAUGUUACUCUUGCUAUUCGACGGCGGGCCGUAGCCACUAGGAAAGCGCGCCUACAAAGAAUAGCUGACGUGCUCAGCUUUCUUGAGGAGAACGACGUGCCUGCACCGUGCACCUAUGAGCUCCCCGAAGCUGCUGAUCUACUGCAAAUUGACAUACCUUCCGACUCUGAAGAGUGCCGACAGCGGGACGCGGCCACGAACUUGUUCAUGCAUAUGAAGUCUCGCAUUGAUGCUGCAAACGUCGAGGUGGGGCUGCAGGUGUACGACAACCACGUGAUACAGCAAGUCAGAGUAAGAUUUACUGGGACAAUCUAUGGUAGGGUAUCCAGGCUCUUCGUUUCAAGCAACGAGGCAGAUUAUCGCCUUCAAGAAACUGACUUUAGAGAACUAGACUCAGAUAUCAGUGACUUGUUCGCUGUCUUGCACCGCCCUUUCGACGUUUGGCAAGGGACAUUGAAGCAACUGCAAAAUGAAGAACUGCUUAAUAUGAGGAUGCAGCAACAAUGUCCAUUUAGGCCACCACAGCCAACUCGACAUGCAAAGGAAGCAGUUCCUGGUGCUCACAUCCAGCUGAUUCAGGGUUUUCUUCCCUUUGGCUACGAUGAUCCCCUAAACAGCACUCUACAAGAGCAAGGCCUCUAUAGGCAUGAAAAGACCGUUUUGCUUUUCACGGGGCUAUUUCUUUUGCAAAUCUCCGCUAGGGGCAGCACCUUCGCCAACUCCGUUAUCAGAUUCGUUUUAGAGGAAGCAGCGCCCGAUGAAUUUUUUAAGGCACUCGAAGCUUUUAAAAAGGACGUAAACUUCACUGAAGUUGCAUCCUUUCUACCUCCGCCUGUUGAGGGACUCGAUGCAAAGGCAGACACGAUCGUAAGAAUUGGCGACAAGGCUUGGCAUGGCACUACGCUUGUGACACUCGAGAAAAUCGAAGGUGGUGUCAAGUUUGUGAGGCCGACUACGACGGACGAAGAAGACAGCACUUCAGUAGCUAUCACAGAGCCUCUUUUCUCUGCUGAAAAAGUCAGCGUAGGAGAUCUAGUCAACGUUUCUGGCAGUAAAGUGAAGUACGAACUCCUGCACAUUACGCCGCUUACCUCAACGACCUGCGUAUCAAAGCUUCGCCGGAAGAAGUCUGAGGAAAUAAUUCUUUCACGCGAACCUCUUUUCAGGCUAAGCGCUUCUCAACACGACGAAGUUCUUGGAACGACUCUAGAUCACAUCGCCGGCGCCUACCCAAAAAAUGAACUGUACGUGGACCUGAUACUUUUCUUACAAGAGUUUCAUAAGACAGAAGGUGCUCGUGUCAGUCGCACCCAGUUCAAGAAGGUUCUGGUUAUACUCGAAAGCCAUGGCCGAGUUUCAGCUACUGAGAAGGAGUCCCUACAGACCACAUUUGAUCGCCGUUUGAAUAGGGAAGCGUUUUACGAUGCAGUGGAUAAUGUGAAGAAGCGUACAUAUGAUUUGCUGACAGACCUUCGAACGAGAAUUAGUUCCAGUAGUCCACCAGGUGCCAACGAGGAGCUACUAUUUGCCUGGGGAAGUGCGACCAUUGCAGCGCUGGAGGCAAUGUGGAGAGCCAGAAGCCUCUGGAGAACGCUUCAUAGGAUCUUCGAGAUGGGUCUAUUGAAAUUUUUUGGCGAAGUCAAUACCUUAGCGCAACGCCCAGAUAUUUUAUCAGCAUUAAAGGUUCUUAAUGUGGACGCUUUGAGAGAGCAAGGACAAAAGGCUAUAACUGCAUACGUUGUUUCAUCCGGCAAACCGUUGUUGUUGCCUUCCAUUUCUGAUGCUGUGGAUAAAGUGUCUUUUGAGAGCAUGAUUCCUUCUGAAGCUCGCUCAACAACGCUGCAAUUCUUCAACUUCGUCGGAGACGGUGUAAUGCCAACGAAAAAAGCAUUGAAGAUGUGGGAGGACUAUGUCACGACAGUUGCUCGCCGACUGGAGGAGUUUGCGACACAGCAAGAUGCGCUGGACAAGUACCGCAAAUCCCUUCAAUCCAAGGACGCAGCCAUUCCACAAAGUAGUUUGAAUGCUUCCUGGACGGACAAGAUCGUUUUUAGACUGAGCGAGGUCAUCGGAUCGUUGAUGAAACAAGAGCUGGGAAACAAGCUUCAUCCAGCGAAUAUCAAAAGCAAACUGCAGCCACUGCUCCUUCAAGAACUCGUGACUGUCAGUGAAUUGCCAUUAAACAGUGACGGCGAGGAUAGGCUCCGCCACCAGUAUUACCAGCUUUCCCAAAAGUAUGUCGAUCAGCUUGUUUCCAGUGAGGUCAUUGAUAUUGACGGUGUUCUUGACGUCAUUGGCCAACUGGAAAAGGCACUAUCGAAUUUGUUGACCCCAAUCAUAGAUCAGGCUAUCGGACUUGUUAAGAAGGCUGCACAGAUUAUUUCAAAGCCCCGAGAAAAGCAAGAGCAUUACGUCAUUGCGUUUAAUGCACUUGCUGCCUCUCUCGAGAAAAUAGAUACGGCAGUGACUCCAACAGAGGAAAAAAGCGAGCCUGUCGAGGUUUCUGGGGCCAUCAGUGGCACUACAGCUAUGAGCCCAAUGAAAGAUAUGGGGUCUCUCAAGCGCAUCUAUACUCGUUUUCUUGCCAAGGGUGCUGGCGCCGUCAGUACGGCAGGUGCCCACCUCCUGAGUAAAAUAACGGGCACACCUAUUCCAGACCAUCUGACAAACCUCUUGCUAAUCUUCUGGACUCCCAUAAGAGCUCGAGCGCUAAAUGCUAUUCUCAAAGCUGCAUUCAGUGCAUUCGAAGGCCCGAAUGCAGCAGCAUCUGCCCUUUCUGUGUCAAAUGGAUUGUGGAACUCAGCAAUUCAGCCCGUUGUUGACAGCAUGAAGGUUCAUAUAGAUAUAUUUACGCGACUGCUUGGUGAACUCGACACAGGUAAGGGGCUGACUCGUGAUUGGUGGAAGGAGGUGCCUCUUCUGGCUUUUAUAAGGCCCAUGCUGUAUAACGUUCGCUCCGCCCUCCUUGACCCCAGCAACUUAUACAAAUUCUGGUAUCAAAUAAAGAUUGCUACCAGCGCCUCAUCUGGUCUUUACAAGGUACUGACGGCACCUGUUAAGGGUCUUGGCGCUUACGUGUACCUCCUCCUGAUUAAGAUCCUGAACGGGAUUCUACCAGCUGAAAACGGCGAUUUUCUUCUACCGCGGGAGUUCCGCGGAAAGGUGGAGGAAAGGCCAGAUUUGGAUAUAGUGUUGGCAAAUCCUAAAGACUUAAUCAAGUUUUUGCACCGCUUGUUUGAUGUAUUGUUAAAGGUGUACGUCCCAAUGGUUCGUGAGUUAUUUGACACUGGAAUUCAACUGCUUCUGCAGAAGGUAGCACGCCACCUUGCAAGCGAUGACGGGACACUCGACAUGAGACGGCUACUUAACAACAUUGCUGACCACGACGUGGACGGAGAAUUUGAAGAAGUUCUACGUGAUCUGCUAUUCAAAAUUGCAGACGACAUGUUGAGACUAUGGCCAGCAAUGCCCCUCGGUUCACCCCAGCCUUGGCAGCAAAUGUAA